CUUCACUCUGCGACAGAGGACAGCCGCCAUCGACAACGCAGGCGUCCGCCCCGCCAACCAUGCCUCCCCCUUCGUCCUGCAUCCGCGGUCUUACGAGAUUACGCGCCGCUCAGCCCUCAAUUGCGUGUCGAAGAACCGGCGACGCAAGCAUCCAGACCGCAUCCUUUUCCACGUCUUCGGCGCACUAUGCCAUUGUAGCGAAGAAGAAGACCAUCUCCACGCCGCCGCCGAAGCGCGGCACCAAAACCCUCAAUGUCAAGAAAGGACGCAAGACUGGGCCUGUGGACACGGGAAAGCCGCCCGCGGUGGGUGAGCGCAAGGCCAUGCGGAAGCGUGUCGUGCUGAGCAAUAACAAUGCGCUCGAAGUGCCCAGCCUGGUGGAUUUGAGCGAGGAAAAUGUUUUGGAUACGAAGAAUCAGGGUCUCGUGAGGGGCAUCCCUGAGGAGGCCGUCGACGCGUUAAGGGCCGUGGAGGCGUUCAAGCCGAGGCAGGGAUGGAGUCUGUUUAGGCGACCUGCUGUUUUGUAUAGAAGGGAAACGACUGAAUUGGCGCAGUUGGCAAAAGGGGUCGAAGAGGGGAAGAAGACGGAGAGGCGGAUCGUGACGGGGAGUCGGAUGAGUGGAAAGAGCACGCUGGUGCUUCAAGGACUGCUGAUGGCGCAUCUGAGGGGCUGGGCCAUCAUUAACUUCCCGGAAGCCCAAGAUCUCGUGAACGCGCAUACCGAAUACGGACCCCUACCGGGCUCUUCGCCUACCCAAUACACCCAAGACACCUACACCGCGAACCUCCUCUCCCAGUUCCUCAAAGCCAACAAACACCUCAUCUCCCUCCCCAUGACCACCUCUCCCACGCUUCCCCAACCCCUCCCCCCGAGAGCCACCCUCAGGCACCUCCUCGAGAUCGGCAUCACCACCCCCGAAUCUUCCUGGCCCGUCUUCACCUCCCUCUGGGCUGAACUGACGCAGCCGGGCCGACCACCCAUUAUGCUCGCGCUCGACGGCCUGAGCCACAUAAUGCGCAACUCGGAGUACCUCUCCGCGGACGUCAAGCCCAUCCACGCCCACGACUUGACCCUUGUGCGGCACUUCGUCGAUCAUCUCUCCGGCAAGAAGACACUCCCCAACGGCGGCAUGGUCCUAGCGGCCACAUCCUCGUCCAACUCGCCCGCCAAUCCCGCCCUCGAAUUCAGCAUCCAGUGCGCCGAGGCGCGCAAGAUGGGCGCCAAGGAGACGCCCAUGUGGAACCCGUACAAGGUCGUCGACAUGCGCGCCAUGGAGGCUCUGAAGAAUGUGGAUACGUUGCAUCUGAGUGGGUUGACCAAGGAGGAGGCGAGGUCGAUUAUGGAGUAUUAUGCGGAAAGCGGGAUGCUGAGGGCGAAGGUGGAUGAGGGCUUCGUCGGGGAGAGGUGGAGUCUUGCCGGGAUGGGAAAUAUCGGGGAGUUAGAGCGAACGAGUGUGAGGAUGAGGGUGUAGAUGUGGACCGGAUUUAGAGGGGAUGGAGAUGAUGAGGAUGGAAUUGUAGGAUAUGCGUGGUUAUUCAAUUUUGAUAAUUGGGCAUAGAUGGUGGACGCAGGGUUGGACGUCCACAGUGUCAUGCUGCUUUUGAGUGUAUCAUACAUGUAUCCAUGCAUUGAAGAACGCAAUAGAUAGAUAAGCCAGCGCAGUGAGCGAA
This is a messenger RNA of Westerdykella ornata, 1671 nucleotides long. RefSeq lists its product as uncharacterized. Gene Ontology annotation, cellular component: mitochondrial small ribosomal subunit. Lineage: Eukaryota; Fungi; Ascomycota; Dothideomycetes; Pleosporales; Sporormiaceae. The coding region runs from base 60 to 1472 and encodes 470 amino acids. The transcript has 2 exons. Gene Ontology annotation, molecular function: structural constituent of ribosome. The record is from RefSeq and is a predicted model, not a curated record.